Molecule: messenger RNA, 1088 nt
Organism: Colossoma macropomum (tambaqui)
Lineage: Eukaryota; Metazoa; Chordata; Actinopteri; Characiformes; Serrasalmidae
Gene: zdhhc15a
Product: zinc finger DHHC-type palmitoyltransferase 15a
Exons: 12
Coding region: 1-951 (316 amino acids)
Biological process (GO): protein targeting to membrane; peptidyl-L-cysteine S-palmitoylation; synaptic vesicle maturation
Cellular component (GO): endoplasmic reticulum; Golgi apparatus
Molecular function (GO): protein-cysteine S-palmitoyltransferase activity
Source: RefSeq, a predicted model, not a curated record
AUGAAGGUUCUCCGGUGGGUUCCGGUACUGAUAGUGACCGCCGUGGUCGUGUGGUCCUACUACGCUUAUGUCAUUCAGCUCUGUCUGUUCACUCUGAAGUGCAGCACACACAGAGUAGUGUACCUGUCAGUGUUCCAUGUGUGUUUUCUGAUGUUCUGCUGGUGUUUUUGGAAAACUCUCUCCACCGGACCCUCGAGUCCUUCCUCCACGUUCCACCUCCCGGACACUCAGCACUAUGAUCUGCUGGACAGUGUAGAGCUGAAGGGGGAAAUCCUCGACAAGAUUGCACACGAGCUUCCGUUACACACACGCACAGCGACCGGAGCUUUCAGGUUUUGUCGACACUGCCAGCUGAUUAAGCCAGAUCGUUGCCAUCACUGUUCAGCCUGCCAAAUUUGUGUGUUGAAAAUGGAUCAUCACUGUCUCUGGUUGAAUAACUGUAUCGGAUUCUCCAACUACAAGUUCUUCCUGCUUUUCCUCCUGUAUUCCCUACUGUACUGCCUCUGCAUUGUCACCACAGUUACGCCCUCCUUCAUUCACCUGUGGCUGUCCGGGCUGUUUGACAGUUCAGCUAAGCUGCAUGUGCUGUUCUUGACGUUGGUGUCGGCCAUCUUUCUGGUGACCCUGUCCUGUUUGCUGCUCUUCCACUGCUGGCUGGUCGCCACCAACAAAACCACCCUUGAGUGGUUAUCAGCCCCAUUUUUCCCAGACGGCCCGGAUGGCGGAGCAUUUGAUGUGAGCGUAAGAGAGAACAUCCUCCAGGUGUUUGGCCUGGACUGGAGACUCUGGCUACUUCCUGUUUCCAGCAGUCAAGGCGAUGGCCACUCUUUUCCCCUAAGACGGACCACAACCCACCAUCUGAUCAUGGCGAAUGGUGCUGAAUGCUGGGAGCAGGAAGGCACUGUGGUUUCCCAGCAGGACAGCCCUGUUUCCAUAGCAAUAGAUGACUGACAGCAGUAAUUAUAAGGCUGUUUCGGAAGCUGUAUGAGGCACUGAGGGUGGUCAGACGAGAGCUUUGCUACACCAAGCUGUCAGCUGGAAAACGAAGGUUUUUCGUGAAGAUUUUUCCAUGUAGCUGUUACAGUAUU